AUGGCGUCCGAUCUCUCGGCCCCUCCCGUCCUCUCAACUCCCGACGACCACAUCCUCGAAGUUCCCGCCGCCGACUCCAUCCCCAAAUCCAUACUCUCCGAUGAUGCCCUCCGCGAAACGUACGAGGUUGUUCGCACAGCAGAUGAGAUCCGCACUGGAGGAUGGAGGCGCAUCGGUUUACAGUUCCCGGACUUUAUGUUGGUAGACGCCCCUCGUGCUGUAGAGGCUCUAUCGAAGGAACUCAGCGCGCAUGAUGCGCAGGAGGAGGGCAAGGCUGAGAGGAGGAUAUACAUUCUUGCGGAUAGCAGUUACAGCGCCUGCUGUGUUGACGAGAUAGCUGCAGAGCAUGUUUCAGCAGAGGUGGUAGUUCAUUAUGGUCGAACGUGUCUGAGUCCCACGAGUCAUCUCCCUGCGAUAUACGUUUACACCACACACGAUCUCGAUUACAAGGUGACACUGGAGGAAAUCAAGAAAGAGUUCAGCGACAAGACUGUCAAGUUGGUCAUAAUGGCCGAUCUGACGUAUCAAAAUCACGUUGACAAAGUGGUUUCCCUCCUCAAAGACGAAGGCUAUACCGAUGUGGUUUCCACAGCAGUCACACGCGACCCUGCCGCUUUGAUACCGAACCGCAAGAUCCUCUCCGACGAAGCUCAUGACGACGAACAUUGGAAGGCUUACUCGAUCAUCCACAUCUCCGACCCGCCCUCUGCACUUCUUCUCGCCCUAUACUCACGAUUCGCCUCAUUACAUGUUCUCGCCACGCCAUCUUCAACGCUCGAGAACCCCACCAUCCGCACAGCAGGUCUCCUUCGGCGCCGGUUUGCGAAGGUGCUGUCGCUGGCUUCCGCCGGUGUGAUCGGUAUCCUCGUGAAUACACUUUCAGUCGCAAACUACCUCAGCUCGAUCAAUACGCUCCGCGAAAAGAUCGCUCGUGCGGAUAAGAAGAGCUACACUAUUGUCGUUGGAAAGCUCAACCCCGCGAAGCUGGCAAACUUUGCUGAGAUUGAGGGUUGGGUUGUGGUCGGAUGCUGGGAGAGCGGCUUGGUCGAAGAUGAUGCUGGAUACUGGAGACCAGUCAUCACACCGUUCGAGCUUGAGGUGGCCCUCAUGAGCGAGGAUGAACGAGUCUGGGGCGGCGAGUGGUGGGGUGGUAUAGAGAAGCUUGGGCUCAACGACAAGCCUCAAGAUGCGGUCAGCGAGUCCAAGGAUACCGCCGGGCCAGAAGAGGAUCAGCUUGAUGAUGUAGCUGGAGGCGUUGAAGGAGAGGAAUCUGCUCCUCCCGAGUUUGACAUGCGUACCGGCAAGCUCAUCUCAUCAAGUCGACCUAUGAGACUUCCAAUUCGCAACGGCCCCUCUGCUACCAACGCCACGGAGGCGAUCGGCGACGGUCCCGCCGGUACAGCCAAGCAGAAUGAUGCUCUUAUCAAGCGCAGCGUCGGAGAAUUAGCGAGCAUCAACGGUGUCGCGAGUCCUGGAGCCGAGUUCCUUCGCUCUGGUCGCACAUGGCAAGGAUUGGGCACCGAUUUCGACAAUGAAGCUAGCACAUUAGUCGAGGAGGGUCGAAGUGGUGUUGCUCGAGGCUAUCAAGUCGGAGAAUCGGACAAACAUUGA
Fusarium tjaetaba is the source of this 1611-nucleotide messenger RNA. RefSeq names its product diphthamide biosynthesis 2. The record is from RefSeq and is a predicted model, not a curated record. Lineage: Eukaryota; Fungi; Ascomycota; Sordariomycetes; Hypocreales; Nectriaceae. The coding region runs from base 1 to 1611 and encodes 536 amino acids. Gene Ontology annotation, biological process: protein histidyl modification to diphthamide. Gene Ontology annotation, molecular function: 2-(3-amino-3-carboxypropyl)histidine synthase activity. The transcript has a single exon.